Eleginops maclovinus (Patagonian blennie) is the source of this 7663-nucleotide messenger RNA. Its product is annotated as mucin-2-like. The record is from RefSeq and is a predicted model, not a curated record. NCBI's taxonomy places the organism in Eukaryota, Metazoa, Chordata, Actinopteri, Perciformes, Eleginopidae. The transcript has 5 exons. Bases 695 to 3418 code for a protein of 907 amino acids.
CGCUGGAGCUGAUGGCGGCUGGCGGAGGGAGAGGAGGGAGAGAGAGGAGACACCGAGAGGAGAGAGAGAGGAGGCCGAGCACCGAGCACUGACACACCGACCCCUGCUCCCUGACCAGGCCCAGAACCGCAGCCCGCAGGCAGGCAGAGCGACGCGCAGCAGCCCGGUGCAGCGGACCUCGUAUCGCCCGUCAUCCUGUCUCGCUCAUAGACUACAGCUGCAGUUCUUGUAGUAUUUAGUUGCAGCAGUCAGCACUUUUACCUGUGAAACAUCAGAGGGGUUUUAGUCAGAAAGGUGACCUCUGAAGUGGAUUACAGCAGCUCUAAAUUCUUUUAAUUGAAACAUUUUAAUGCUAACAAGCCUGGAAAGACUAGCUUAGCUUAGCCAUGUUUGUUGUCUGAUAUCUGACAUCUAACUGCCAGGAUCGCAGCCACUUCACUGUGAAAAUCUCCAAAAAGUCUCUUAAAAAUGUAGAUUAUCCUAAUUAUUAAGCUACUUGCAGUCAGGAGCUAACAGCUAGCACAGCAGUUCCAAACCAAACACUAUUCAGAAAACACAUUCAGAUUUCUAGAAGGAAAAUGUAGUUGGGACUUACGGCCACGGUUAAGUGUUUGGCAAGCUAAAGGCUUGUUAGCAGCUAGUGGUGAGCGGGCAGCGGUGGCGCGGGGCUAGCUCCGGGCAGAGCGGGGGUGCGAUGGAGUACCACUCCGGUGGCAGCCUGCCCCUGCUGGGGAGACCGCGGUACUGCCCUGGAGCUAACGCUAACGGAGGGUACCUGUGUGAGACGGGACACUGCUGCGGAGAGACUGGAUGCUGCACGUACUACUACGAACUCUGGUGGUUCUGGCUGCUGUGGACCGUCCUCAUCCUGUUCAGCUGCUGCUGUGCAUAUCGACACCGCCGAGCCAAACAGAGAGUCCAGCAGCAGCAGAGACAGCGAGAGAUCAGCCUGCUGGCUUAUCAUGGAGCUAACUCAUACCCGUCCUCCAUGCUGGACCUCAGUUUCUUGGCGUCCCUGAAGCUGCCAUCCUAUGAGGAGGUUGCAGCUCAACCCUCCACCCCUCCCCCACCCUACAGCUCGGUGUUCACCACCCCUCGUUACCCUCAGCCCCCCCGAACCAGUGACCCCCAUUUGCUAACGCAACACGACCCGCUACUUCACCGACCGCUCAGCGACGGCCCCUCCUCCCUCAGCUCCGACAACAGCUCCAGUUGUUCCUGCGACUCCUGCUGCCCGUCCUCGCCAUGUAGCUCCUCUUUAUCGGCUGCUGUCACGUAUGAAACCGACACCAGCCACGCCACGACACCCAGCGAGGCCCCGCCCCUGACGCUCGACGUCACCAUGGAGACCAUCACCGCCGCGGCAUCUCGUUUGGAGGUAAACGAGUCCCGACGUUUGGUUUCUGAGAAGAUGGUGGGCUCAGUGGCCGUUGAGAUCGGAGAUGAAGACGUUUCCAGAGUUACGGACUCAUCGGUUCCCAGCCAGGAUGUUACGGUGGCGGUUGUUACCAGGGCGGCCUCCCCUCUGACCACCCCGGGUUUAGAGGUUGUUCUUUCUAUUGGUACUACAUCUCCCAUCAUGCAACAGCUUGACUUAGCACCAUGUACCCCGACACUCAGCACCAGUAGUACUCUCCCUAGUCCAUGUGAAGUCCAAAUAAUAAGCAUUGAUGGUCCAUCUGAGGAAACUAUCCCAACAACAAAAAACACCUCAUUGUCAGGCCCUUCCACCCCAACAGAUAGCACUUCUUUUGAUACAGACAACGUUCCCAGUAGCCCAACCUCCGAACCAGUAUCAGAUGUUGGAAGGACUUUGGCAUUGAUAAGUGAAGCAUCUAAUCUCCCAAGCCAGGACCCAAAUCCUAGCCUUGUGCCAAUCCUGGCACCUUCAAACCUUACCCAAGCCUCAGUACCUUCAGACCAAACCCAAGUUCCAGAACCAGUACCCACAAAUGUAAGCCCCUUUACAGAACCAGUAACCACAAGCCUUCCACCAACUCCUUCACCUUUAAACCUUACCCUAGUUUCAAACCUUCAACCUAAAUCCACCAGAGUCCAUGACUGUGAAUCCAACCCUAUUUUAAAACCAGCUCCUGCAAACCUGACCCUUGCCAACCACACCCCGGAUCUAACAAGAACUUUUGAUACAGCCAACGUUCCCAGUAGCCCAACUUCAGUACCAGCAUCAGAUGUUGAAAUGACUUUGGCCUCGAUAAGAGACGCAUCUAAACCCUCAAAUCCAGACCAAAAUCCUAGCCUUGUGCCAAUCCCAGUGGCUUCAAACCUUACCCAAGCUCGAGAACCAGUACCCACAAACCGAAACGCCUUUCCAGACCCAAUACCCACAAGCCUUCCCCAAACCCCAGACUCUUUGCCUUCAAACCACACCCUAUUUCCAGACCUACAACCUCAGAUCCAUAUAGUUCCAGACUGUGAAUCCAACCCUAUUCUAAAACCAGUCCCCAAAAACCUUCCCCUUGCUACAGAAGCACCUAAAUUAGAACAUUUACAAAUACAAGAACCAUCACCUGGGUCAGGUCUAGCCUUGGUUCCUCCCAUCCUGACAUCAGGCAAGAACCUAAACCACAGUUCUGUUGCUAUUCUGGUUGCUUGUCAAGAUCCAGUCCCAGAGUCCGCCAAACAAGACCUGAUCAGUCCGUUGCCAUCAAAUGUCCCGGCUGGAUUUAGUUCUGGAUCUUGUACAAGUGUUGGUUCCAGAACAAGUCCAAUAUCUGUUCCUGCUCCAUUGCUAACACCUGCAUCCUCCCCUUCCUCUUGCCCAGCAAUAACCAUAGAAGCAUCUUUUAGCCCAGCAGCCCUCACCCCAUCCUCACCCCUCUCCCUCCCCACCCCUCCCUCCCUGUCUUCAACCUCCCUCCCAGCCCCGGCUUUACUCCUGGACCCCCUCACUGCAAUGCACCAGUCCAACAAAAGUGGAUCUUCUUCUGGCCACGCUUCCUCCCUAUCCCCCUCGCCUCGUGCUACCCAGUCACCCCCGAAACAGACCUUAUUUUCCCCCUGUGUGGAUAUCUUUGAACCUGGACCUCCAAACUGGGAGGACGGAGAGGAUGACCAGGAAACUGAGGACAACGACGAGGAGGAGGAUGAGGACAUGGGAGCCGAUGAAAGCCAGUAUAGACAUCGGCGACUUACCGGCGACUCUGGCAUCGAGGUGUGCAGGUGUCGGGUGGAGGAUGAGGAGGAGGAAGAAGAGGAAACGAAGGAGGAUGGCAUUCGAGAAGGAGGUGGAGAAAGGGAUAAAAAAGGAGGUGGGAACAGUGGUCUUCAUGACAGCGUGGACUGCCCGGCCCGAGGUCAGAUCACCGCAGGGGAGGGACUCGUACUGUGUACCUCCACCAAUACUCCGAUGUCCGAGGAAGGCGCCUCCGAAGUCGUCAUUGUCGUGGAGUCCGUGUGAUUGACAGGAAGUGGGCGGAACAAACCAUUUGUCAUCAAGGCAAGGGUUGAAGUUAAUGAUGGCCUUCACCCCUUAGGACUGUUUGAUUGUCCUGUAACCAAGGAAGUUUUAAACACAGAUGAUUGUGAUUGCGGUUACGUCACAUCACACAGCAAUUGUUUGUCAGUUCAGCAAAGGUGUGGGACUGUAGGAGGAGAUUCAACAGGAAGCUCGUGAUGAAAAGUUUUAGUCAGUUAUGGUUUGGAGGUUUCUGCAUGGAGAGGCAUUUGCUUAAACUGCAUCCAGGGUUGAUCUUAGGCCAACAUCUCAGUUGCAUUUACAAAAUCAAAUGUACUAUAUGUAAUGCAGAAGUCCCAGACAAAGCCACCAAAUGAUUUACAUCAGCUAAAACAUAGUUAAAGUUAAAGAUAAAUAACCCACUCUGUUUUGCCCUACACCACCAACUCCAACAGUAUACUUGCGUGGUCCGAUGACGCUUGCAAGACAUAAACAUCUUUCCCUUAGCUACCGUCAGUCCCAAAUCAAACAUGUUCCCCAGAAAUGACGUUUCCUUUUUUGCGUCUGUCACCACUGAUAAAAACUUUAAAUAGUUUAGCAGAAGACAUGUGGCUCGUCUCGGGCGAUGACGCCUGGUUUUGACACAAGAAAAACUGUCCACUUUGGACACGAAAACCGACUAUUGUGGGCGGAUGAUUCACUCCGACUGACAGAGGGACAACUGAUUCACUCGUCAGAAAGCUUACUUUUGAUGUUAAAGUCUGCCAGGAAAGGGAAAUUAGGGAAACGGUUUCUCAGAUUUGAUGUUUUCAUGACAACUUGAUCCUGUAUGGAAGAUUUCUGGGUUUUUUCUGUGCGUCAGCGGACAAAAGCUUUUUGCAUAAAUAGGAACAAACAAUAGACACUUUCAGGCAGAAACAAAGCCCCAAACAAAAGCGAACACGUCAUCAUUACCGUCUUUGUCUCUGAAGUUGAGGACGGAUACAACAGAACGUUGUAGAAACCAAACAAUCUAGAGUCUCAUCUCUAGAAUAUUCCCUUUCUGCAUCCCUGCAUUCAUAACCAUCUCCCUUUUUAUCACUCAACACCUUCUGUUCUAUUCUGAUCCAUGAAUCAACAAGUAUUUUAAGGCCCGAAAAUGACAGUAAUCUGAAUCCUGUUAAAGAAUUAGAGAAUAUAUCAUUUAUUUUAAGGACGUGUGGAUAUUGAUAUUUUCAGAAAGACUUAAAGGUAGAGUAUAUUUUGUCAAUGAUAGAGAAAACAUUUUGGUUGUACAUGCUGGUGUAUGUCCAAUUAGUGAAGAGCAAUAUUUUUCAUCAGCGAGAGUCUGUAUAUAAAUGACGCCCCCUUAACAAAAACACAAAAAAAGCUAAAGCGUUGUGUUGACAUUAUCUACCCCAGGAAAGCAGACUUUGAUUUGAAACUCAAUGAAAAUCUAUCAAACAUCAGAGUUUUCUACAAAAUGUCAGAUUUUCACCCAACAGCAGUGCAAUGAUUGUAAGUCAUUUCCAACACACUUUACGGAGGUCUGCAACACACGUGUGCUAAGCUGUAGAAGUCCAAAAGAAUGUCAUGACAAUACAGCGACUGUUUGUUGUACAUUUAUAUUAAAACAGUUCAUAUAACUGUGCCAGCAGGUGGGGAAAGGUGCUCCCACAAAGCUGUUUCAGUAAGAUGGGUGUUGGUCCAAACCAGCUGUCAGAGGGUGUCGGAAAAGUCACCAGAGAGCAAAGUCUGACCUUUAGCUAAUGAGAGAAAGAGAGUACCGAAACCAGACGUGUUCAAAUGUCGUGUUAGAAAGUUAAGAAACGGGGAAAGGAAUAGAAUCCUGGAGGCGGUCACUUGACGAUUGACACAGAUGUCAUUAACUCAACCUUCUCCGAUGUAAAGACCUCCAAGGUCUGACCCACAAACCCUGUGUCCAUGCUGCAUCACAACGCGGACUUCACUACCCAUUUCUUCCAGAAGGACGAUGGGUUUACCUGUGCAGACAAGGCUCUGUUGGACCUCGUUACGACAGACGCAAUGUCCUGCCGUGGAAAAGGACGCGAGUGGACUUCAGUGGCAGCAACAGAGCGCACAGUUUCUACGUCUAAAUCUGGGAGUCAGAUUGUAAACCAACGUGCACAAGAUUGGAUUCAUACGUGGACGGAUUUAUGAUCCAAUCUUUUGUUUUUUAAACCUUUUGUGGAGCUGAAUUCACAGAAAUCUGGUUCUGAGCAAACGUGGACGUCAAAGAGAGCUCCACCUUCGAUUGAACCUAGGCCAACUCCGCGCCUGUGGAAGAGUUUGUAGAGGCUUAAAGGACCCUUCUCGAGGGUCAUACCUAGCCGUUGAUGUUGUGGUUGAUGGUGUUUUUUGUUUACCUGAACUAAUAAGGUUAUAUAUCUCCAUGGUUAAAAGAGUGCCAUUUCUACUUGACAACUGUUAGCGUUAGAUGGAGCGGCUCUCGCUCUGCGUGGGUGUGGACUUUCGACCUGAGUGACUGGGAAAUGUUCGGUCCAAAUCUGUCUGUUGUAGCUCGAGUUCCCGAAGGCUCUGCGGCUCUGAAGUCAGCCUCGUGAAAAGGGAAAUAUCUGCCAAAUAAUGGGGGAUUUUACCCACAUUUCCUGACAGAACUAAGAGGUUUAUUGCAUUGUCUGCAAGGCAAUAACAGAACUUGAUUGGUGGGUAUCUUGGUCUUGUUUUGGUUAUUUUGCGUGUAGCUGAACUCGUAAAUGUUAGGGGGUUUAAUCCCUAAAGAUACUCCUUGUGCUGGAAGACAUUUAGUCUUCCACCAAUUGACUGAUAAAACCUUUGGAAAUGACCCUGAAAACGAGGCUGAUGUCAGGGCUUUUAAAGCGUUUGGAAACCUCCUAUUUAUCUCUUUUUGUUGAGAAAUACGUUGAGUCAAACCGGGGCAAGUUUUUCAUCAAAUGUUGGCCUCUGAUAGAUCGUCUCACGCUGACUGAGUUCACAUUGACGAGGAAGGACUCCUGUAUGACUGUAAAACAAAUGGGUUCAUUUAAUCAAAGAUUGGUCCCUAAAUGUCCCAAAAAAGUAAAUGUUUUUCACAGUUUUCUUUGGAAAACUAAAAAGAUCUAAAAAUGCAGGACAAACCAACAAAAAUCAACAUUUGGCAAAGUGUUUAACCUCAAACUGAAGCUUAAAAACAAACUUCUUGAGCGAUAACUGGUCCCCGUGUGAUGUGAACCCAGUCACACAACUGUGGCCUCAUUCAAUGUCUUUCAACAACGUUCACCUGUUCCACCAGGAUAUUGGAAUUAGCUUCACCUGUGGUGUUUGACAAAUGAUUUACUUUACUAAACACGUCCGUAUGUUCCUGCGUCUAAAUACUGUUUUUAUCCCGCUGUCUCUCCUCUGCUGUCCUUCCUGUCUGCAUGAGGUUUCCGACAGAGGAGGAGUGGAAGGACGCAGAGGAGGGACUGGUCUUUGAAAUCCCUUAAUAUUACCAUGAUAACGAUGCUAAUUAUUAGAAAUACUAAAUUAUUAGUGAGUGUGUAUGUGUGGAUGUAUGUGUGUGACCUAACUAAACCAGCCUGUUCUAAAGUGUGUGAAGAUAUACUGAAUAAAAACUGUCAAAGCUAAUAAGUCUGUCUUCACUGCUACUAAUGAGGAAAACAAAUCUGGAGAUGAAUCAUUAUUUAUUGAUGAAAACGUGAUUAAAGUUACACUCAAAACACAGCAGGAGGUUAAUCAUGGUUUCAUCAUUUAAAACCGUAGAUUUAGAUGGUCCGAUCUAACCUACAUAUUGUUUUAAAUUACAAGUGAAUGUUUAAGAUAGCUUAGCAUUAGCAGUGCAGCUACGAGCUAUCCUAGCAUUAGCCUAUGUUUACAGUUUUUUGAUUUGUAUUUUUGCUGAUUAUCUUAUGCUUAAAAGAGUUUUUAAGUAGAGGUUACUCUGCAGACAUUUCCCUCUUUCCAUCGUCUUGGUUAAACACUUACUACAUAACAUUUUGUAGAAAGUAUCAAGCUUACUUUGUCUAAUUUUACCCACAUAUUUUCCUCAUUUGAAAAGAAGGUUAAGAUAUAUUCGUGUUAGGUAAAACAUUUUAAGCACUAGUGAAAUAUUUGUGUUUUGCAGUUUUUUUCAAGCCAUCCAAAAGCAUGUUGCUAUCCUGGUCUGUGAUGAUGUCAAAAAGGAAAGUCAGCUGUUUCCAAGACUCUGAACCGGCCUUGCAACCUGCAGUAAGAACUGGUUCAUGUCAAAAAAUGCUCCUGAAUCCUAAAUAAAAUCUGUAAAUCACA